Molecule: messenger RNA, 540 nt
Organism: Rotaria sp. Silwood2
Lineage: Eukaryota; Metazoa; Rotifera; Eurotatoria; Philodinida; Philodinidae
Source: the annotation of a GenBank genome assembly
AUGUUUGAAGCUGGUGAAUGGCACCUGAAUGAUCCAUCAGGUCCUUAUAAAGAAGAAUUACAAGUGUUUAUGGAAAGUUGGAUCAAAGAAUAUCCGGAUCUUCAGAAGAUAUUACUAGAGAAAUUAUUCGAACAUAAAUCAUUAGCUGUAAAACCCGGCGUACCUGAUUUUCAUUAUUUUAUAUUAACUCAACCAUAUACUCCUCAAGUUCAACCAAUGGAAUGGAUCUGGUCGUAUGUUAAAGGUUAUGUGGCUAAACAAUUCACACCAUCCAGAACUGUUCAACAAUUGAUUGAACACACAAGGACAGGUUUCUAUGGUGAUGGUGGUGAAUAUGAGGGAAUAUUGACGGAAAUGGUCAGAAAUGUGAUUGCGCAUGCUCAAAAAUAUUGUGAUAUGCUUAUUGACGAGGAUCCGCUCUUAGAAGGAUCUAUAAAUAAUCUUAAGAAUGUGAAGAAUCACGAAGGAGCUGACGAAGAAGAAGAAAAUGAAGAUGAAGCUGAUGAUAUCAAUAUCGAAAUAGAUGAUAACAUUGAAUAG